AUGCCUUUCAUACAAUAUUGUGUAAAAGAACAGAAUGGUAUUGAAGUAUCAGCGAAUAGUGAAGUCGCAAGAUUUCAAAGAGAGGAACUUUUCAAACACAAUUCAUUACAAGGUUGUAAGAAAAAGCUUGCAGUUACCGUCAAAAUGUGCAACGACCCACAACCUUCCGCUGAUGAGUACAUACCUAUAGAACACGUUUUAGGGGCAAGUAAUAAGCGCAUACGACUCCUUAAUCCGUAUAUUCUACGUCUACGUCGUGAAGCACCGUAUCAAAUUUAUAAACUUAAGAAGAUUGAUUCUUGGAUCUCGCUAAACGAGCGUCUGCGGCCGUGUGAGUGCAAACCGGCCUCGCGACACCUCGCUUGGGCUCGCGCGUGCUCGGUCACUCGGCACUCCCCGCGCAGCACCGCGCCGCGGCCGCUCUGCUCCAUAAACCGAGACGAUCUAAGCACAUUAUCUGUAGAAAUAAUGAAAAAAAGGCUGAGAAAAGACGAAGAUGAUAUUAUGGGUUUUACGAUAGGUACUCCAGUUAAUACAUUAUCCAAGAGAAAAAAUGUACCCUCAAAACAAAGAGAUUUCGUUAUAUAUGAAAUUGGUGAACCCGACAUAUUGCACGAAGCAAGAAUACAGCUAUAUGAAAAGAUGAGCACAAUCGAUGGUAAAACAAUGUGGAAUGAUUUCACAAAACUCAUCCCUGCUAGUAUUAGUACUGUGGACCCAGAAUGGAGCAACCAAGAUUUAACUAUUCGAUAUCGAACAAAAGAUUUCUUAACAAGGGAAAAUUAUACGUUACCUUCGGGUAGCUUGUGUUUAGUUCUCCCGUUGAAUUAUGUAACAGAAAAUUUAUUACAGGACAACAGAAAAACCGAACAUAAAUUAACAGACCAACAUGAAGAAUUUAUAAUUGUACCUAUAGACGAUAUUAUUAUGAUAAAAUCACCAAAAUCCCAAAGUGAAAUUAAUAAGACCUUCGAAUCGCCUACUGAAUAUAUUAAUGAGCGUCGCCGCAGAGUAGUUAUCAGAACGACGCGCACAUUAAUGGCUGGAAGCUUAGCUAGCCUUGAUAUACUGGAAAAAGGCACAGAUAGCUACCUUAAAUUACCGCACAGAAUCUCGCAUAGAACUCAGUUGGACUUAGAAGCGAAAGCUGAUGAUAACAAACUUGUUUUUCUACGUGAAGUGAAGGCAUUCAUCAGAUAUCAUUUUAAUAGGUCUUCAGGAAGGCUGACUUCAAUAGUAUCGGAUACUCGUAAAACUCGAUCUACAUUGAAUCUUCAAGUUACAAAUACUGGAUUGGCUGCUUCAUAUUAUAGAAUUUCAGUUCGAGAUUGCUUAACUGAUUCUCAGGAAAUACACUCAUCGGAUGGUGUAACAACUAAGUUACUUAUACCACCCAUGCAUACAAAACCUUUUCAAUUAGAAAUUCCACUGGAUAGUUCUUUUACUGAUGCCUUAUGUUCAGUUUCAUUGAUGAAUGGUGAUGAUGAGUCAGUAGCAGUACGAGACGUUAGAAUUAAAAAAAAUGACCGAUGUUUCUGCAUUUGGCACUGUGAAUGCGUUUGUAUCACCGAAGACCCAAAGUUGACGUGUAGAGAUAUGCCAGAUGCACAGCUAAUAGCUGCUGGACAUUCUCCCAGAGAAGGAUCUCGAUACAUUCGAUCCCUCUGCUAUCCAGAUAUAAUCACUUUGAACCUAUUCGUGAUAUUUUUUGGAGUGCUUAUCGCACUAUUGUUUCUCGGUAUCCUCAAAGCUUUUUUAGGUUUAUGCUGUCGGUGUACAAGUUCCUGGGGCUUGGAAUUAUUGUUUAAUGCACCCCGUAAACUUGACCAUUAUUACGAGAGUUCAUUAAGACGUCGCACUCUGGUUUAUGAUAAAGACGGUUGGCCUGUUCACCCAGAUACCAAACAACGUACCGUUCGACUCGUGAGCAAGCCGAUGGAAUUUAUUUUAAACACAAUUUUCUUCAUUGUUCUCCCAUGUAUUCUACUAUGGGAUACUAUUAAGGAAAUAACGAGUAAAUUACAAAACACGGACAAGAAAGUCGGAAGUAAAUCGAGAAAAAACAUAAAAAAGUGUUUUAGCACUCAGGACAUGCAGAGCAAGGAAUUCCGGUGGCGGCGGCAUAAGGGUGGACUUCGUAAAUGGAUGACACCGCAGGCGGAAAAUCUUUCUACUGACAUAUGGCAAUACGGAUUACCAGGCGGAAGAAUCGUGAACGAUUGUAUGCAGCCGUUGCUCAACGAAACACCUUUUUGUGGAAAACUAGACGAAAGCAAACCACACCACAAUGAUUCUGAUCAAGACGAUACUGAGUUCGUAAUAAUGCAAAUGCAGAAGAGCAAGGAAUCUCUUGCUAAAAAUGAAACUUAAGACGUGUGAGAAACCUGAGAUGAAAAAUAAAUCAUAUACUUAAUUAGGUAUAUUAUGAAAGUAAAGUUUAAAUAAAAG
This is a messenger RNA of Colias croceus (clouded yellow), 2448 nucleotides long. RefSeq lists its product as uncharacterized. The record is from RefSeq and is a predicted model, not a curated record. The transcript is spliced from 17 exons. NCBI's taxonomy places the organism in Eukaryota, Metazoa, Arthropoda, Insecta, Lepidoptera, Pieridae. Bases 1 to 2370 code for a protein of 789 amino acids.